Molecule: messenger RNA, 1508 nt
Organism: Galeopterus variegatus (Sunda flying lemur)
Lineage: Eukaryota; Metazoa; Chordata; Mammalia; Dermoptera; Cynocephalidae
Gene: TSR2
Product: TSR2, 20S rRNA accumulation, homolog (S. cerevisiae)
Exons: 5
Coding region: 1-579 (192 amino acids)
Biological process (GO): maturation of SSU-rRNA from tricistronic rRNA transcript (SSU-rRNA, 5.8S rRNA, LSU-rRNA)
Cellular component (GO): nucleus
Source: RefSeq, a predicted model, not a curated record
AUGAUGGCGGACGCUCGGGAGGAUGCACGAGCUCUCUUCGGGGCCAGCGUCCGCGCUGCACUAGAGGCCUGGCCGGCCUUGCAGAUCGCUGUGGAGAAUGGCUUCGGUGGCGUGCACAGCCAGGAGAAGGCCGAGUGGCUGGGGGGUGCGGUGGUGGAGUACUUUAUUCGCAAUGCCGACUUGGAGCUAGAUGAGGUGGAGGACUUCCUGGGAGAGCUGAUGACCAAUGAGUUUGAUACGGUUGUGGAGGAUGGGAGUCUGCCCCAGGUGAGCCAGCAGCUGCAGACCAUGUUCCACCACUUCCAGAAGGGUGACGGGGCUGCUUUGAGAGAGAUGGCCUUCCACAUCACCCAAAGAAAGUGCAGGGUCACAGCAACUGCACUUAGGACAGCCAGAGAGACUGAUGAGGAUGAAGAUGGUGCAGACAGUGUGGAAGAAAUGGAGGUCACAGCUAUGAAUGAUGGGGCUGCUACAGAUGGGGUCUGCCCCCAGCAUGAACCCUCUGAUCCAGAUUCCCAGACUAUUAAGGAAGAAGAUAUAGUGGAAGAUGGCUGGACCAUUGUCCGGAGAAAGAAAUGAAUGGGAAUGGAAAUGGUUUGGGCCCUCGUUGGCUGGUUGUUUUGAGACUUGUUUAUUAUAAGGACUUUUUUGGAGGGCUGUAGACCUCUGGACUGGUUACCUAUCCCCCAUCCUCUCCCUUGUUCCCCUGUCCAGCUCCCUCCAGGGGAAGAAAAGCCCUAGGGAUCUUUGGUCUUGGGGGUGGUGGAGCCUGAUCUACCAUACCCUCUCAGGCCUCAAGUUACCAUCUGAGUGAUGAGGCCAGGUUUCCCAGCACAGUGCCCCUUGGGUGCAGUAAUUGUGAAGAAGGGGGACUAGUGAGUUUGGAUGUGGCUGGAGAAGGAGCUAAGACACUGACAAUGGGCAGGUGGAUUUGUGAAGAAAGAGGACCAGUGGGAGAACUAGUACUCAGCACCAGGGGGCUGGCUGGGUCAGUGAGAUGAACAUGCACAUGGAAGAGAGAAUAGUUGAAGAUUCGAAUGAAAGUAGCUGUGGUGCCUCUUUACCCCACCAUGCCCACACAAAGUAGCUCUGUACCCCUGCCCAGAACUUGGAAUUUCCCAGGAAUGUCCCCUUCUUGCAGCCCAGCCUCCAGCCCUGAGUUUCCUUGGGAAUUCUGAGACCUGGGCUAGGUGGUGAGCUUGGGAGAGCUGGGCUUUCUUUUCUGUCUCCUCCAUCUUCUUUCCUGUCUAUCCCAUCUGAUUUAAGUCCAGGGAUGAGGCUCAAGACCUUAAUAAGUAAUACCUUAUUGUUUAAUCUGUGGCUUGAGUAGCCUUGGAAUCAGCUUUCUGGGAGCUGAGCUUCAGAGUUUGGCAAGGGAGCGGUUACUGGGCCCACCCUAGCAACUUGGUACUUUGGACAAACAAACAGAUGGACGGAUGGAGCACAGUAGUGCUCGGAAAGCUACUGUAAGCCUGAAAUAAACUGUAUUUUUCUUUAAAAAAAAACAA